This is a messenger RNA of Drosophila rhopaloa, 2512 nucleotides long. RefSeq names its product tubulin polyglutamylase TTLL13-like. The transcript has 6 exons. The record is from RefSeq and is a predicted model, not a curated record. Gene Ontology annotation, molecular function: tubulin-glutamic acid ligase activity; tubulin binding. The coding region runs from base 191 to 2368 and encodes 725 amino acids. Lineage: Eukaryota; Metazoa; Arthropoda; Insecta; Diptera; Drosophilidae. Gene Ontology annotation, cellular component: cilium. Gene Ontology annotation, biological process: microtubule cytoskeleton organization; protein polyglutamylation.
AUUGAUUUUUGCGUCAUUUCGGUUAUAACUAUUUCAAUUUUCGCAACACAAACGCAGCAAAAUAAUACCGUUUUUAUUCGAGAAGAUUUCCGGAUUCCCUUGAAAACCAUUUUUAUAAUUGUAGUUUUUAGCACGUGGUAAAUUUCCCAUUUGAAGUCGAGAACGACAAGCAACCAAUGCGAUACGAGCAAUGAAUUUGAAAAAUUCGAAGUUUUACAAAAGGAUCCAGGAACUGCGUCACUUCUCCAAGGAGAAGAUUCGGAACAGCCGUGAGCAGCGGACGCGCGUCUCCCGCGCCUUGGACAUGGCGCUCAGUGAGCAGCCGUGCUCGGACAGGGAGUGGUUCAGUUCGGAGCAAUCGCCGAGGGCACUGCCUGCAUCGCCCCGUCGUCGGGUAAAGAAGUUCCGGUGUCCGAAGAAGAAGGCUUCCGCCGGCAAGCAGAUGGAUGAUCCAUACUACCACCUCACUGGAGGACAGAGUUCGGGGGACCAUAGUCCCGGGCCGGCGGAGGCCAAGCUCCAGGGCUUCAUCCAGCUGAACAACACGACCUAUCGGGUGGAGUGUCCGACUCGGGUGCUUAAUCCGCCCAAGGUCAACGACGACGAACGAUGUGCCAGCGAAACCAAGAGCACCAUCUGCGUGUCCAACUCCCGGUACGCCAUGAUCGGCAAGAUCUCAAAGACCCUGGGUUACAAGUUGGUCAAGGAAUCCAAACUGUGGAACAUCCUAUGGUCGGAUUCGUUUCCCGGCGUGGAGCUGUUCAAGAACAUGAAGCGCUUCCAACAGAUCAACCACUUUCCGGGCAUGAUCGAGAUCUGUCGAAAGGAUCUACUCUCGCGGAAUCUUAAUAGGAUGCAGAAGCUUUUCCCGCAGGACUACAAGAUCUUCCCCAAGACAUGGAUGCUGCCGGCGGACUACGGGGAUGCUAUGAACUACGCUCUUAACCACAAACGCACCUUUAUCCUGAAACCAGAUUCUGGAGCACAGGGACGUGGCAUUUGGCUGACCAACGAUUUAAAGACAAUUGGUCCACAUGAGCGCCUCAUCUGCCAAACGUACAUACACAGGCCCCUCCUCAUCGAUGGCUACAAGUUCGACCUGCGGGUUUACACGCUGAUCACGUCCGUGGAUCCCCUGCGAAUAUUUGUGUACAACGAGGGAUUAGCCCGAUUUGCCACGAACAAGUACGUGGAGCCCACUCCCGGGAACUCCAAUGAUUUGUAUAUGCACCUGACCAACUAUUCCGUGAACAAACGCAACUCGCACUACGAACUGUGCGAUAACGACGACUGUGGGAGCAAAAGGAAACUCAGCGCUAUUAACAACUGGAUGAGGCGCCACAACUAUGAUGUGGAGGAAUUCUGGAGCAACGUGGACGAUGUGAUCAUCAAGACGGUGCUGAGUGCCUGGCCAGUGCUGAAGCACAACUACCAUGCCUGCUUUCCGGGACACGACAAGAUCCAGGCCUGCUUCGAGAUACUCGGCUUUGACAUCCUGGUGGACUGGAAACUGAAACCCUACAUCCUGGAGGUGAACCACUCGCCCAGCUUUCAUACCAACGAGCAGGUGGACCGGGAGGUGAAGCGGCCCCUCAUCCGGGACACUUUAAACCUGGUCAGCACUGUGCUGGCGGACAAGAGGCAGAUCCUCAAGGAAGAUCGCAAGAGGGUCAAGCAGCGAUUACUUAAGAUCAGGGGGGAGCCACCAGUUCAACGUCCUCGUCUUGGUGGCGGCCUAUCCAAAGCCAAACUAGACAUCAAAACGGGCAAUCCAGAAGCCAACGGUAAUGCCAAUCCCGUCCAGAUUGAGGUAGAGCCUGACGUUCUAGGACCACUAGCCCAACAGAUCGCCUGGGAGGAGAGUCACUUGGGCAACUUCAGAAAGAUUAUGCCACCACCGGACUUAGAAAAGUUGGACUACUAUUCACGAUUCUAUGCUCAGUCCAAUCAGGUGUCCAUAUUCGCCGAGACGGCAGCCAGUAAAAAACGGGAGGAUCUUGCCCGAAAAAUGCGAAUCCAGAUCGAGGAGAAGAAGGCCAAGCAGCAACAGAUGCUGAAUGGAAAGUUCAAGCGGGAAGCCCGUAAGCGGCAUACUGUGAUGCUUCCGAGGGCGGUGCGCGAAAGGAACCGGAUGAACCUCUUCCGGCUGCGGGAGAACUGGUCUCCGGGAUUCAUCUCGGAUGCAGAGGAGCGGCUGCGCCACACUUGGUUACAUAUGCGCUCCGAGGCCAUAAGAACAAUGAAGAUCACCGAGAAUAUCUAUAGCACUCUCUACGAAACCGGUCACUUAACAAACACGGAUAUGGUGGUCUAUCCACAUCUCUACCACAAUCUGCAGCAUGGUUUUGACAUCAGGCAAAAUCCCUGAGUGGAUGCAGUUUUCCCCCAAAGUCCCACCAAUCUUCACUCAUCUUUUUCGAACUGCACAGUCUAUACACAAUCAUAAUGUGUUCUUAAAUUUGUUAUUCUUUAAAUUUAAAUUGCUGUCUGUCACAAAAAAUAUAUCACUUUG